AUGCCUUGCGACGGUAAAUACAGCAUUGGAUACACGAAGAGCCAGCUGAUCGCGAUGAAUUCCCGUACUUACGACUCCUCUAGGGGUAUAUAUGGGCGAAAAUUCCCCCCCUCUCUAAUUCCCGUCAAGGACCUUACACAUAUACUUUAUGCAUUUGCCAACGUGAGGCCUGACAGCGGCGAAGUCUACCUUUCCGACCUUUGGGCUGACCAAGAUAUUCACUAUCCUGGAGACUCAUGGAAUGACGUCGGGAACAACCUUUACGGCAACUUCAAGGCCAUUUAUAAUCUAAAGAAACAAAACCGGAAUCUGAAGGUUUUACUCAGCAUUGGAGGAUGGACAUACUCACCUUCUUUUCACCCUGUUGUUAUCAACCCUGCAUUCAGAGCCAAGUUUGUCGAGAGUUCUGUCAAGAUUCUCGAAGAUUAUGGAUUGGAUGGACUGGAUGUUGACUACGAAUAUCCCACGGACGACAAGCAAGCUGCAGGAUAUGUCGCAUUGUUGAAGGAAUUGAGAGCCGCGUUGGAUAAACAUCAAGCAAAGAAGGGCCCUGGCUGCAAGUUUCUACUGUCGAUUGCUGCCCCAUGUGGACCUGAGAACUACAAGAAACUUCGCGUUAAAGAGAUGGACAUUUCACUCGAUUUCUGGAAUCUCAUGGCUUAUGAUUUCUCUGGUUCCUGGGAUUCAGCUGCCAACCAUCAAGCGAACCUCAAUGGGGGCACACUCAGUGCAUCGGCUGCUGUGGAUUGGUAUAUUGGUCAGGGUGUGCUUCGAGACAAAAUUGUUCUAGGAAUCCCACUUUACGGUCGCUCUUUCCUCAACACAGCGGGCCCCGGGAAGCCAUUCUCUGGCCAAGGGCAGGGAACCUGGGAAGCAGGUGUCUACGAUUAUCGUGCUCUUCCGCUUCCUGGCACAAACGUUACCAAUGACAAGAGUCUCGGGGCUAGUUGGUCAUACGAUGCCAAUAAGAAAGAAUUGAUCAGCUUUGAUAGCGAAGAAGUGGCCAAAUGGAAAGGCGAAUAUAUCAAACGGGAGAAUCUAGGAGGCAGUAUGUUCUGGGAGCUCAGUGGCGACAAAGGAUCUUCCAGAGAAGGCAUUGAAACAGGGCCUGGUAAGGACGUUCAGCCUGGCAAAAGCCUUGUCACCAUUGUGAAAGACGCCAUGGGCGGAUUGGAGAAGAGCAACAAUUGGUUAUCUUACACCGAGAGCAAGUUCGAUAACCUGAAGAAAGGACUGGCAUAA
Molecule: messenger RNA, 1242 nt
Organism: Psilocybe cubensis
Lineage: Eukaryota; Fungi; Basidiomycota; Agaricomycetes; Agaricales; Agrocybaceae
Exons: 6
Coding region: 1-1242 (413 amino acids)
Biological process (GO): chitin catabolic process; carbohydrate metabolic process
Cellular component (GO): extracellular region
Molecular function (GO): chitinase activity; chitin binding
Source: RefSeq, a predicted model, not a curated record